Messenger RNA from Bombina bombina (fire-bellied toad), 1300 nucleotides. RefSeq lists its product as uncharacterized. Bases 305 to 1063 code for a protein of 252 amino acids. The transcript has 9 exons. The record is from RefSeq and is a predicted model, not a curated record. Lineage: Eukaryota; Metazoa; Chordata; Amphibia; Anura; Bombinatoridae.
CUCAGGAGACUGGCUUACACAGCAUCUGCAGCCGGAAAGGCUUGUGCACGUCAUUCCCUGCACCACAACUGCUUGCCAGAGCUAUCUGAGCUUCACAUUCACCCAGUCUCCUGACUGCACAGCUCACGGCCGGGCACAUGGAUACAGUCUGUAGGUGAAUCCUGUUGAGAGAAUAUAACCCUGAGAGGCACAGAAGGAUAUAAAGGUUUUACCGAAAUAGAGUGGCUGGCUUCCCUGGGUAUACUCUGAGCAGAGAGCGCACACAACAUUACGUUAAAUAGCAAGGAGACACCUGGUCCUGAAGAUGAGGUCCCUAAUACUCACUGGAUGCUUCUCACUGCUGCUGCUGGCGCUUGUUUCCCUGAGUGACCUUGUAAAUGCGCAAGUUCCUGCUGAGAGAAAGUUGAGAAAUUCCACCCAGACGGUGGCCACGAAGAGGAGGGGACAUGGAAACCAGCCCCUGCGUUCUGCCCAGCGAGGAAGGAAGAAAAGCAUCUGGUCCUACAACCCCGGCCACCGAUCGCUGGCAUUCCUGAUCGCUGGAGAGGUUGUGACUUCUAAGCCUAUGGAUCUGGGCCCAGAUAAUCACUGCCUAGGCUGCUGCGGGCAGGGAGGAGUAGUCAGGGGUAGAAAUAACACAGAUUCCAACAUUGAAAACAGACUUGGGGAAUCAGUUACAAGGGUUUGGGAUAUGGAAGAUUUUGGAGGAGAACCAAAUUCAAUUAAUGGCAGAUGUCUGGGCUGCUGUGAGGAGCGCACCACUCUCCCUCCAGAAGCGUCGCUGGGCACGAGGAGAGGAACCACUCCUGCGGGUGAGGGACAGGUGGAAAAGCUGACAACGGACAGACGUGUAAAUGUGUCAUUCAAUAGAGGGCAAACACAUCAACCAGCCUGUGUCCAUAGAGGUUGCAUGUCAGACGGAAGCUCAGAGUCUGAUAGCUCCAGCGAGGAGGCUGUAUCUAAAAAGUUUAUUAGGAGAAUGAUGGAUCGCAAAAGGAUCGUCCAACAGCACAAUACAAGGCAGCGGUCGUAUGAGGACAGUUCCUCCAGUGAAGAAGACUAAGUCAAUGGGUAAUUCAGUGGAGAAGCGUUGCAUCAAGUUGUGUUUAUUAAUACUGGUCUGCACUAAAGGCUUUAGAAGCGCCUGGAUAAGAAUAAGACUAUUUUAUAUACACACAAGGAAAAAGCCAAUGAUUUUAUGCUUUUUUACAUAAACAAUGUAACAGGAAAGUUAUUUUCUUUAUUGUAAUAAUAUUUUAAAUAUAUUUCUGUGCUUUCCCAUUAAACAUAUUUGUGUAAA